AGGUUUUAUUUAAUGUUUUAACAUUGUAAACUAAAUACACUUGUGUAUAGAUAAAAACGCAAGUAGUAAUUGUAAAAAGAUAGAUAAAGUGGGCGAUAAAUUGGUAUGCGAACAAUAUUGCAACAUAUAAAUUCGGCCAAACCCCAUGUCUUAUCUGUGUCGCAUGCAUGUGAUAAAUAACGAGACAUAGUCUUUGACCCAUGGGAUAUCAACACUUCUUCUAAUGGCGUCCUUUCUCCUUGUUUUUCUUGCCAGUCUAGCCCAAUAUGGAGUUGUAUGUGAUUUCCAUGGCAACAAAAGAUUUAUUUUCAAUCCUUCUCCUGCCACCCAGACCUCUCCCGACCCAGCGUUUAUGGCGGUGGAGCUCCAGUAUCUCCGUGAGGAAGUUCACCGUCUGAGUGACACAAACAUACAUCUGUCGGUACAGAACUCCAUGCUGACCUCACAGGUGCAGAGUCAAAACGCUCAAAUACAAACUCUGAAGACUAAUUUAACCAACUUGGAGAACUUACGAAUUCACGAAAAUGGUGUCUUUGUCGAUAAAAUAAACAAGAUGGACGCUAUGGUAAACGAUUCCAAAGCUUUGGUUGCUGGUUUGACAAGGAAUGUUAGUAGUUGUUUGCUAAACAACAAUCAUCUGGAAGAAGCCUUAAUCAGGACCAAUAAUAAAACCAGCCUUCUCGAGAAAAAGCUGAACGAUUCGCUAGUCACACAGAAUAUGGCUGUUCAGACGGCCGUAGAACAAUGUCGUCAGAAUGAAUCUGCGCUGACUCAACAUCUUCAGGUCAACAUCUCAAGCUUACAGCUGAACUGUUCUCAUCAACUCCUGCUGUUAACGGACAACGUUUAUCAGCUUCACACCGAGACAAAUUCUCUCAUGGCUAACUGGACGUCAUGCGUCAACCUUAACUAUCAACUCCAGUCAACGAUAAAUGCCUCGCAAAACAGAAACCAAGUGUUGGAUCAAAAGCUACAUGACCUCAGAAUUGAAAGAGACAAUCUCAGCUUGGCUCUGCUGCAAUGCCAUGGGCCGAAGCGAGAUUGUGGACUAGACUUGGUUUUUCUGGUGGAUGAAUCGGGAAGCGUGGGCCAGGAUAAUUUUGACAUUUUGAAAGAUUUCAUGAAUAGGAUUAUCCAACAUCUUAACAUAGGACCACGUGACAAUCAGGUGGGGAUAGCGACUUACGCGAGCACCGCCCAGAGGGAGUUUGACCUCGAUUCCUACUCCACCAAAACGUCCCUUAUUCACGCUGUACGAAACAUUUCCUAUAACCAUUCGGGCUUGUCAUUCGUGUCACGUGGUCUUAGACUGGUAGCAAAUCAUUUUUUCAAUGGGACCCACGGGGAUCGGGCCAAUCACCCCAAUGUUCUCAUUAUUCUAACAGACGGAGACCCACUGGAUCCCUCUCGUGCAAAACUCGAAGCCUCAUCCCUGGAAAGCAGAGGGGUCGAAAUUUUUGUGGUUGGAAUCUCGCGAGAUGGCACCAAUCGGAAUUUGAUUGACUUGGCCACUGAUUCUAGUCACAUCUUGCCUUUCUCAGACUUUGGAGACCUUGACGGACCAGCAUUUGCCCAGGAAUCCAUACACAAACUGAUGGCGGCGUGCCAAACUGUAUAGUGUAUACUUCAUUGUAUUGGUAUAAAUUGCUGAAUGCUU
Messenger RNA from Magallana angulata, 1657 nucleotides. RefSeq lists its product as uncharacterized. The transcript has 2 exons. The record is from RefSeq and is a predicted model, not a curated record. Lineage: Eukaryota; Metazoa; Mollusca; Bivalvia; Ostreida; Ostreidae. Bases 224 to 1618 code for a protein of 464 amino acids.